Capsicum annuum is the source of this 2794-nucleotide messenger RNA. Its product is annotated as probable membrane-associated kinase regulator 4. Gene Ontology annotation, cellular component: plasma membrane. Gene Ontology annotation, molecular function: kinase inhibitor activity. The transcript has a single exon. The record is from RefSeq and is a predicted model, not a curated record. NCBI's taxonomy places the organism in Eukaryota, Viridiplantae, Streptophyta, Magnoliopsida, Solanales, Solanaceae. Bases 1537 to 2625 code for a protein of 362 amino acids.
CCGAUUGUUAAAAAUUGAUAAAAGUAAACUUCAUAUUUCAAUUCUUCAGAUUUAAAGGCUUAUUAUCAAAGUUGUAACAAAAAUUAAUGAAAUGGGGAUUCGAACUUACAACCAAUCCCUAAGGUGAACAGUCCUUCACCACUGACCUACCACAAUUGAUGGUUAUAAAAGUAAACUUUAUAUUAUAAAAAAGUAAAGCUAUUAUCUUAGAACUCAUAUUCGUUCGAUAUAAUUAUUUUUGCAUUAUUGUUCAUAUCUUUGGCGACCAAUUAAAUAUGAUAAUACCCCUUAAUCGACACUCAAAGUUUUUCUAACGUCUUAAGAUAAUAUUGGUGCACCACAAUAUUAUCAAAAGCAGUAAGCGUAAAAAAGCUUCAAGGUCUAUUGUGUUUAAUCAUAAAGUACAAAUAAAGUGUAAGAUUUAACAAAAAAGGCAUAAAAGGAGAAAAAAAAUAUAAAUAUAUGUCUAGUCCAAGACUAAUAAUAUAAGUAUGAAUGAGAAAUAUAUGAACAAAAUUUUUUAUUUUUUUUUAUAAAUCAAUUGUUUAGCCUUCGUCUAGGAAAAGUAUGUAUUAGAAAUUAGAACCUAAACUGCACAUUAAGCGAGACGAGCGCUCAACACAUUUUGAGUCUUACUUUGAGGCUUAUGCGUGCAUUUGACAACACUGGUGCACCCACAGACUUCAAAUCCUGGGUUUGCCUCUGUCUAGACGCAUAAAUCACUAUGAACUGCGGAAAGGUACAAGUCCAAUAGGGUAAAAUAAAAAAGGUGUAUAAUAGUAGAUACCCAGUAAAGUAGUCGAGGUACGUACAAGCUAUUCCAAACAUCACUGUCACCCAAAAAAAAAAAAGAUGGGGUGGGAAAUGAGACUUAAAAGACGUAAAAGAACAGCCCAACGAACUAAAGUUCUCGCUAUGCACAAGAUUCGGAAAGGGCAUGACCACAAGGAUCUAUUGAGCAGACUAAAGAAAGUAGAGAUAAGCAUCCAGUAUCCCCUCGAACUAUGGCAAAGUUGCUAUGACAUAUUCCAACUUCACAUAGGUCCUAUUACACCCCUGAACUAAAUUUUAGCAUAUUUUUAUCACCCUUUUUACUGACGUGACACCUUUAUUACAUAAAAUGGGACCCACAUCAAAGGUGUUAUGUCAUCUAAAAAGAUUAUCAAAAGGUGUCACGUCAGCACAAAAGAGUGACAAAAAUACAUUAAAAUUGAGUUCAGAGGGUAAUAAGACCCCCGUGAAGUUGAAGUAUGUCGUAGCAAAUUUGAUCAUAAUUCGGGUACUAGAUGUUUUACUCAAGAAAUUAUUACAAGAAUUGUUUAACCAUAUAAACAAUUUUUCCCUUUACGUGCUAAAUUUCAUAUUUGAGAUCAUUUAAAAUAUGUCUAAAAACAUCAAACAUAUGCAGCCAUAUUUUAAAAGAAAAAGUUAACACCACCAUCCUCUUUAUAAAAUGGUCCUCUUCACCAGCAUUUGCUCUCAAAACUCAAAACUUACACUACCAAAAAACUCUCAAACAUAGUCAAAAAAAACACCAUGGAAUAUGCAGAAAUUCGUCGUUUUUCGUGUGACAAUGUAGAGGAAGAAGACUACAUAGACAUGGAAGUAAGUUCAAAUCCAAACAUAUUUUCUCAAUUCAAAAACUCCCCUUCACAAGCUAGAGAAUUCGAAUUCCAAAUGUUUCCGAGUUCUAUCGAUAAAGACACAACAACUUCACCAGCUGAUGAACUGUUCCAUAAUGGAAAACUUCUUCCUCUUCGCCUCCCUUUUGGAACAACACAAAUGGUGGAGAAGUUGCUUCAGAAUCCUAGCAAACAUGUUCAUGUAACACGAAAAAACGAUGUUUUUGAUGAGUCUUUUAGUACUCCUUUGUUCACAACUACUACUAAUACUCCUACGAGUAAUAACACUCCGUUUGAAUCAUGUAAUAUCUCUCCGGUUGAGUCUUGUCAAGUUAGUAGGGAACUCAAUCCGGAGGAAUACAUGUUCGAGUAUUCAGCUGAUGGAAACAAUGCGUUUCCACCAGACGAUGAGAACACAAAGAGGUCAUGGACGAGGAAACUCAAGCAAAUAAAGAACUCCUCGUUUGGUUCUAAACUUAAGUCUUCGCGUUCUUACCUCAAGUCUUUCUUUUCUAAAUCUGGUUGCACGAACGAGUACUCUGCAGCUGCUUCAAAAGCAAUCGACAAAGGACCUCUCCCAAUAGCUAAGAAAGAGCCGUUUGGGCAAAUCCAGCGAGGUGCAAAUUCAUCAAAAGGAUUCAAAAAAGAGAAUGAUCGCGAUCAAGAUAUCAGAGGUCGACAUAGAAGGUCAUUCUCAGGAGCUAUUAAAAGAUUUUCGACAACUAAAUCAUCUUCAUCUUCAUUUUCACCAUCUACUUCAGGCUCGUUGUCAGCUUCAAGCUCGAAUAAUUCCAACGAAUUUCAAGAAAUGCACUUCUUCAAGAGAAGCAGCAGUACAUAUUCAGAAAUAGAGAACUCAAUUCAAGCAGCAAUUGCUCAUUGCAAAAACUCUCAGCAACAGUUCAAUUCAAGAAAGACAAUAAGCGAUAUCGGAGUUUGUUCGUUGUCAGCUUCUAAAGUGAUCAUUGAUGAACAAGAAAGACCUGGACUCUGCAGAGGAUAAAUUUUUCGGUUUUUGGACAAACUUUUAAGUUAUCUUGUUAUUUGAUGCUUCUGUCCUACUUAGUUUUUGUGUAAUGAGCCUCCAUAUAGAUUAGCAAUUCCCAUAAUGAGGACAUAAAUUGCUAGUACUUGUGACAAAUGCAAAUGAAGGUUAUUCUAGUACAUUAUUC